Molecule: messenger RNA, 3791 nt
Organism: Sceloporus undulatus (fence lizard)
Lineage: Eukaryota; Metazoa; Chordata; Lepidosauria; Squamata; Phrynosomatidae
Gene: FAM117A
Product: family with sequence similarity 117 member A
Exons: 9
Coding region: 1432-2478 (348 amino acids)
Source: RefSeq, a predicted model, not a curated record
CAAUACAUCACAACCGCGCUGCCUCGCUUGGCGGCGCGGUCAUGACGUAGUGAUGGCUUCGGCCAUGUGGAACAGCCACUGCCAUUUUCUACGUGUGGAACGCAUACUAGAGUUAGGAGAUGCGGAAGCACUGCCCCUUCCUAACCCUAGUACGCGCUCGUCGCGUACUUUCUGGCAGUCUGUAACCCACCGGAAAUGUGUUUCAGAGUUGGGAGCAGUCACAUUUAGACUACAGCUUCUAGAAUUUUUUAGCCUAGCCAUUAGCCGAAGUGACAGUGAGACUCAAGUAGUUGUAAUCCCCAAAAGUAACUUUUCUCAACUGUUUAUCAGUUUUUGGACUGAUGUAAGGCAGGUAGGUGUGUCUUACGUAUCAUCCCCUUCCAACUAGUGUGGAAAUUUAUUUAUUUAUUAACUUUAACAUUAGAGGAAAUUCCCUGCAAUCCUGGUCACUUGGGGAGGUAGUAAUCAUGCCCUUAGCCUCUAGUGUGGCUUCUAGCAGCAGAAGCAAGUGUGAAACAACUCUGUUUAAAGCUGGAAUUCUUUCAAAAGAAUCGAAAACCAUUUUUUCUAUCUCAUCUUGCAACAAGAUGGGAAAGCCAAUCCUUUUCCAGCACAUCUCUUUCUGCAAGCACUCCUGUGGUUGACCCUUGUGUUUUUGGUUUUCCUUCCUUUUCAUGGCCAUCCCACAUCCACCAAAGGUUAUCUUUCUGUGCACAUGACUGGCAGCUCUCAUUUAGCAAUCUCAGCUUCUAGAUUCUAGCAAAUGGCGGGGUGGUUCUCUCCUUUGUGAGGAAGGGAGAUUGGCCAUUCUUGUACAGAAGAAAAUCUCUCAGUUUUCUGGAUCUGCAGGGAGAGGCGGGAAAUAGAAAUAAAUUUUAUUAUUAUUAUUAAUACUAAGUAUUUAGCUUAGCUUACUAUAUAAAUAAGGAUUAAUAAUAACUGGUUUUGGUUUAUUUUUGAGGAACUUCUUUGGAAAAUAAAACUUAUAAAGAAAACUACUACGGAGUGGGGCAGACACAGUAUGUUGUGUCCUGAGGAGUUGUCAAGGAAGAGCGCAUGGUAAUCAGCACAGAGUAGUCUUCCCCAACCUGUUGCCCACCAGAUGUGCUAGAGUCGACUCUAACUCCCUUUGCCUACAACCAACACAGCCCUUAGAAGGCUAAUUUAGCUUCUGAAAGUAGAAUUAAAGCAAAAUCGGGAGAAGAAGCUGUGCCUUGUUAUGUUUGAGAAUGCAGAGCAACCUCAGAUGUCUAAGCAAGUUAAAGGGGAACAAUAAACUUAGCUAGUGUUCCAUGUUCUGCGGGUCCUGUGGAGAAGGCCAGCCGAAGCAAACCUCCCAAAGUAUGGAGGACAUCUUCCUUGGACAACGUCCUUGGAUCCUACCUCUUGGGUCAGUGGCCCCGGGAUGCCGAAGGAGCUGCCGUAGCACAUAUGAGUGACAAAUCUACUCAGACUCCUGUAUCCUGGCAUGAAACAGGGGUAGGGAGAGCCACAGCCCAUAAGCGUUCUGCCUCAUGGAGUAGCAUAGAUCAUCGCAGAGAGAUUGCUAAACUGAAACAGCAGCUCCAGCGAACCAAGCUAGGAGCCUACCACAGCAAAGAGAAAGACCAGAACUCUCCAGUUCAAGGGGAUCAUACUGUGCUCUCAUCAGUCAAGGCUUCAUCAUCACCAGCUUCCUUUCCAGUCUUGGCCACUGUGUCAAUCAGCCCCUGUUUGCAUAACAGCCUUGAUGCUAUCAAUCAGGAAUUGGAAGAGGUGUUUGUUAAGGAGCAAGGAGAUGAGGAGCUCCUCAGAAUCCUGGAUGUCCCAGAUGGUCACAGGGCCCCAGUCCCUGUAGGCACUAGAGACUUCUUGCUACCGCCAGUGGAGCACAGCAGUAGCAGCUGCAGCAGCCUUUCUCUUUCUCCGUCCCCUUCAGCUGCACAUGGCCAGUCCCCACACACUCCUGCUCGAGCAGCAACUGAGGAGCAUUCCCCUUGUGUAUUAGAGAAGCCGUUGUUGGAGGCAAAGGCAAAAGAAAACAGCAGUACUUCUCCUGUCCUUGCCUUUGCCCUCUCUCCUCGUCCAAAUCAUACCUAUGUGUUCAAGCGGGAACCUCCAGAGGGUUGCGAAAAAGUCCGUGCUUUUGAAGAAGUGGUGCCACCAAGCCCAGACCAGCCUUUCCAGCCCUCCUGUCCUGAUAAAAACAAAGUCCACUUCAACCCAACUGGCUCUGCCUUUUGCCAGUUCAGCCUGGUGAAACCGCUUAUUCCCAGUGUAGACUUCCUCUUCAGAGACUUCUCAACUUCUAACCCCGUGCCACCAGGCACAUUUUCCUCAUGCCAGUCCAGUUCCACCGUCCCUGUUCUCAGUUUGCAGAAAGACUCGAGAGGAGACAACUUCAGUGAAAAUCCUCCAUCACUUCCAUUGAGCCUGGAGUCCUGGAAGCGGCAUCAGGCUGAAGAUACCGUCAUCUUCCACAGCUCCCUGGUUAUCUGAAAAUCAAGGGAAUGGGGCAGAUCCAAGAUAAAUCUGUGGCCUGUGGGGAAGAGUGCCCUGGAACAGGGAAAUAGAGCACUCCCAGGUUACAAGUGCUCUUAGUUAAUAGCCUUAAAAGUGCAGAUUGCCACUGAAUUUUUUUGCAGCAACAACUUGGACUCAUCAUUCUUAAAGCACUUCUUUUCCCUGUGAGUUUGUGUCAGUUGUCCUUCUGCUGUUGCAGUGUCCAAAGAGCACCUAUGCUUCUCUGAUGGGAUACGUGCACUAUUAGCUGCUAGGCUUUGUCUUUCUCUGCUUGCUAAGUGAGGCAGGAGCUCAUUUAUACAUAUAUAUAUUUUAAAAAGAUCUUAAAGAGUGUCUCUCAGGCUCCCCACAGAAUUGGGGCUAUGGAAGAGUUUACAUAUAUCCAGAGCUAGUAUACACUAGAUUGGCAGAUGACUGCAGGGCAGGAGUAGAGCAGGGCAAUCAGUUUCCAGGGGUACUAAUAAGUCUACAAUCUGUUUUCAAGACUCCUUUUUUUGUAUGUUGCCCUAUACUGUGUAGAACUAUAUCACUGGAACACAGUCAACUAAAUUUAGGUCCUAAAUGCUUGAAGCAUUUUUACUUUCAAUGAUCAAUCUGUAGCAUGUAGUUGAACAUGCAAAAAUUCAACUGGAGUGUGCCUUUUUGUGAUAGAUGUCUUCAGAUAGGUUCUCUUCUUUUAUGAGUUUGGAACAAGGAACUUCCAGAAGAUAUUCAUAGUAACAGAUUUCUGCAAAAGGAAAUUGUGGAAUAAUGUCUGAGUUUUCUACUUAGAGUGCAACUGUUUAUGGAACUGGUAUACACUGCCUUUUAAAAAUUAUAAGUUGGCCAGUUCAACUGUAUCUUACACUACUACUAUUGUAGCCAUCGAGUUUGGGGAAUGUGUUUGGCUUUAAACCCCCCCCCCCCCCCCCCCUAACGCACAAAAUACUUCAAAGAUUGGAAAUUCACUUCAGCUUAGAUUUUGUGCUUACACUUAACACUUAUAUCUUACGUUCACCCCCUCUACAACUGAAAGGCCUUAAACCUGGUGUUGCCUUGGAAACAAAAGUGACUUUUUUGGUCUUAAGCUUCUUACUGUAUUGGAAGGGUUUUCUUCAACUCAAGAUAGAAACUAUAUUUUCUUUUGAAAACAGUAUUUUUGCAGCUAUUUUUUGAGGUUUUUUAAAAUUUUAAUGUAAGUAUCACAAAGGCUUAUGGAAGAAUGUAAGACUCAGAGGUUCAUUGCCUUUCUUGAAGUUUUUUUGGGGGGGCAGAUCUUGGUGUUUAAACCAAUUAAAAGUAUAAAAAUA